AUGCCCUAUCCUUGGCCAUAUUGCCGGCCUCCCGGCCAUCGCCGUGUUGUCUGGGCGCAUGUGGCCGUUCUGGCAGCAACCUUGCUGCGCUUCAAUGCGUCCAAUGCCUUUGCCCCUUCUCCUUCACACCCUGGCCGACUGGAGCGACUAAGACCGGCGGCGGUGCCGGCAGUAGUCGAGGAACCCAUCAGCGAUCCGUUUGUGUCCGGCAAACCAGGUCGAGCUGGAGGAGGAGGCGAUGGUGGCCCCACACCACAGGAGCAAGCCCAGGUCAUCGUGUAUCGGGCUGCUUUGGCCACCACGGCGCUGUGCUGGUGUCUGACCUACACUUUGGAUUUUUUCAUGACGAGUGGCAUAUCGGUGAUCGAUGGUUCGAUUCAGGCAGCUGCAUUGGCCGUGGCUGACGUGAGUGGAAGCAUUGCCGCCAUAGCCGCGCCCACUGGCUCGAGGCUGGUGGCGGGUGUCCUUUUGCGGCUUCUUGGCAGCAUAACUCUCGCUCUGGCUGUGCUGGGGCUGUCCGCGCCGGGGAUGGUGGGCGCCGUCGCCGGUCCCUGCUGCCUGGUCUUGGUUUGCGCCCGUGAGAUCUUCUGGUUCGGCUGGUCUUACAAGGUGGAUGCGAUCUUUAGCCUGAUCCUGUUCGCGGGCGUGGCCGGCCUCCGUUUUGCGGCUUCAUCGGUGUCCACAAGUGAGGCCUUGGCCCCAGAUACGCCAGUCUUCGAGAGCUGGGAUCAGAUGCCGACUGUGCCGACCUUGUUCGAUGUGCGACCUGUUGGUCCGCCGUUGCUGGUGUCCUUCGGCUGCUACAUCAGCCUUUCGGUCCAAGCUAUUUUCACCCGGUAG
Messenger RNA from Symbiodinium necroappetens, 840 nucleotides. The record is from the annotation of a GenBank genome assembly. NCBI's taxonomy places the organism in Eukaryota, Dinophyceae, Suessiales, Symbiodiniaceae.